AUGCAAGACACCCCUGUGGCUGCACGUCUCAUGUCGGGUGCCGGCAUGGGCAGUGUAGGAGACGUAUGUAUUCAUGGCCUGCUUUUCCGUGAGCACGGGAGGCUCUCGGUGCUCGAUUCGCGCGAUUUGAGUCUGUUCCUUCGGACUUCCUUUGCCAUACGACGAAAUGUAGCCCUUUAUCCUAACAUCGAGCAUCUGCACCUUUUCGGCCGCAAUGUUGCGCGUGACCACAUCGCUGACGGUGUGGCUAUUUGUUUGCAAAAAGGACUUCCGUUUGGUGCAGACCAUGCAGACGGAUUUCGGCAACAGCAAGAAUUUCUCCGUGAGUCUCUGCGGCAGCAGCGCGAUGAGCAGCGGGUACCUAAGCAGCAGGUCUUUGACCCAUCGCGCUGA
Babesia ovata is the source of this 393-nucleotide messenger RNA. Its product is annotated as flagellar biosynthesis, putative. The record is from RefSeq and is a predicted model, not a curated record. Bases 1 to 393 code for a protein of 130 amino acids. The transcript has a single exon. Lineage: Eukaryota; Apicomplexa; Aconoidasida; Piroplasmida; Babesiidae.